AUGGUCAAUACUUCGAAUAUUCCAGAAUACAGAAUUAUUAAUUUCCUAAUGCCUAUCAAAAAAAAGCUAGUAGCUUUUUAUUUGAAUAUUAUAGAAAUAACAAUAGACCAAGUGCUAAAGAUUAAAUCUAUUCUAAGAUUCUUAAUUCUCAUAGUUAAAACUUUUCUAAAUUUAUUUAAUAAACUUUUCUAUAUAUUCUAUCUUUAA
Messenger RNA from Blepharisma stoltei, 207 nucleotides. The record is from the annotation of a GenBank genome assembly. NCBI's taxonomy places the organism in Eukaryota, Ciliophora, Heterotrichea, Heterotrichida, Blepharismidae.